Aspergillus ibericus CBS 121593 is the source of this 1566-nucleotide messenger RNA. Its product is annotated as MFS transporter. NCBI's taxonomy places the organism in Eukaryota, Fungi, Ascomycota, Eurotiomycetes, Eurotiales, Aspergillaceae. The transcript has 4 exons. Gene Ontology annotation, biological process: transmembrane transport. The coding region runs from base 1 to 1566 and encodes 521 amino acids. Gene Ontology annotation, molecular function: transmembrane transporter activity. The record is from RefSeq and is a predicted model, not a curated record.
AUGCCUGCGGAACCACCGGGAGAUGUCGAUUACUCCGCUGCCCUGAGCCAGGAAACCAGCCUGGAGAGUGCUGUCACGGUCUCUGUGGAGAAAGAGGUCGUUCAUGUUGAAGAAGGCGAAAUCACCUUGCAAGAUAGUGCACUCGAAUCGGGUGACUCUCUUGACAAGGAUGACAGCCUCGUCCACUGGGAUGGACCCAACGAUCCUAAGAACCCCAUGAACUGGUCCAGUCUCCAGAAAUGGAUCACCAUCGGAUUGAUCUCCCUAAGCAGCUUCAACGUUUCUAUGGUAUCCACUGUCUUUGCUCCUGGCGUCCCAGACGUGUUGAAAGAAUUCAAUAUUCACAACUCAUCCAUAUCGUCUCUCAUGAUUUCCAUCUACGUGAUGGGGUCUGCCAUUGGGCCCCUGGUCUUGACUCCCCUCACUGAGAUCAGCGGGAGGCUUCCUAUGACCCACAUCGCCAAUUUUCUUUUUGCCGUGGCAGCGGUGGUCUGCGCGGCCAGUGUGAACACGGGCAUGCUCAUCGGCUCCCGCUUUGUCAUGGGAAUAGCUAGUUCCGUUCCAGUGACUGUCGGCGGCGGGUUCGUUGCGGAUAUGAUGCCCAUGGAAAAGAGAGGAACCGCGAUGACAAUCUGGACCGUCGGACCCUUGAUGGGAAUGGUCACAGGCCCCAUCUUUGGAGGCUUCAUCGUCCAGAAUGUCGGAUGGCGAUGGACCAUCUGGCUUGAAGCCAUUCUGGGCGGAGUCAUCGCGGUUACUUCGUUGAUCUUUCUCCGCGAGACCUAUGCCCCAACCCUUCUUCAGCGCAAGGCAAAGCGACUGCAGAAGAAGACCGGACGUUACUACCGCACCAAAUACGACACCGACAAGACUCUGGGCCAGAUCAUCUGGGUCUCGCUCAGUCGCCCCAUCAAAUUCCUCUGUCUGUCGCCAAUUGUCUUGAUUGUUUCUCUCUACAGCUCUGUCACCUACAGCUACAUGUACAUUUUAUUCACGACCUUUACGAGCGUCUUCGAAAACGUCUACGGCUUUACCCCGGGCCAAGCCGGCCUUGGCUACCUGGGGCUGGGUCUUGGUUUCUGCUUCGGACAGAUCACCGUGGGAUACUACUCGGACCGCUAUCUCAAGAAGCAGGAAAGACUCCACGGAUCAAUGAAGCCGGAGCACCGUCUGCCCCCGUUGGUGCUGGGAUGCGCUCUCGUCCCGAUCGGUCUAUUUUGGUACGGCUGGGCCGCCGAAUACCGGGUGCACUGGAUUGUUCCCAUCACCGGGACCUUUUUCGUUGGGGCGGGCAUUUACUAUGUCCACCUGGUCACCCAGGUCUAUCUCAUUGACUCGUACACACUGUACGCCGCCAGCGCGGUGUCUGCAGAGCUGGCUCUGCGGUGUAUCUUUGGGGCUACGAUUCCGCUGGCGGCUGAGCCUUUGUAUGAUGCGCUGGGACUGGGGUGGGGGAACAGCCUGCUCGGGUUUAUUGCGCUUGCUUUUGCGCCGAGCGCAUUCUUCCUGCUCAAGUAUGGGGAGCGGAUCCGCACGAACCCCAAAUUCCAGCCGCGGAUGACAUGA